This is a messenger RNA of Zygotorulaspora mrakii, 819 nucleotides long. It is a transcript of the gene SEN34, whose product is annotated as tRNA splicing endonuclease subunit SEN34. NCBI's taxonomy places the organism in Eukaryota, Fungi, Ascomycota, Saccharomycetes, Saccharomycetales, Saccharomycetaceae. Gene Ontology annotation, biological process: tRNA splicing, via endonucleolytic cleavage and ligation; tRNA-type intron splice site recognition and cleavage. Gene Ontology annotation, cellular component: tRNA-intron endonuclease complex. The transcript has a single exon. Gene Ontology annotation, molecular function: nucleic acid binding; tRNA-intron lyase activity. The record is from RefSeq and is a predicted model, not a curated record. The coding region runs from base 1 to 819 and encodes 272 amino acids.
AUGUCUGAUAUAAUCGUGAACGUUACGCUCAGCAACCUAGACGGCAACUGGUGUGUCUCUGACGGCUACAUCUUCUCGCUGGAAGACAUCAAGCGACUGAGACAGCUCGGCAUAUGCGGUGUACUGACAGGUACGCUCGGCACCCUGGCACAGCAGAACGUGUUUCUGUCAGUACCGCUGAGACUUCUGGGCGAAGAGGUGCUGUGGAUCAUCACGAACGGGCACGGCAGACUCAAUGUCACCCAGAGCUCGACCGUCCCGCUGUCGCUGCGCUCCACCAGCGUCCGCGAACAAGUCCGUGACGACAAUGCGACCCUGAUCCAGCGUUCGUUCGCCCUGCAGAGAGACACCAAGUUGAAGGAGCACCUCUCCAAGACCCAGAAAUACGGCCAAACCGGCGCAGUGCCGGGGGACCCGGCACUGUUCCAGGAAACCCCGAACGACUCGCUCGUCCUCAAACACACCCGCCGCGACCCCGCCGCCGCCGCCGCCCUGCUGCUCGCAUCCUCGCUGCUCCGCGACCAGUACUGCCACCAACUGGAUCUCUUCUCCUACCUCAAACGCCAGAACUUUGUCGUCUCGCCCGGCGCGAGGUUCGGCGGCAAAUACAUCAUAUACCCAGGCGACCCACUGCGCUACCACUCGCACCUGAUCGUCGCCGACACCCAGGACUACCACCGCGACCCGCUCGACUUCAGCGCCAUCAGCGCCGGCGCCCGACUGGCCACCGCCGUCAAGAAGACCUGGGUCCUCAACGCUCAGAUACCGGAAACCAGAGAAAUAACAUGUUUUUCUGUAGAAUGGGCAGGUUUUGGCUGA